AUGGAAUCGUCGCAAGAUUUCAAUUCCCUCCAAGAGGAGGUCCAAAAGUCCCUCAUCUCAACCAUCAAGUCGGCCAAUCGCAUCGCAUCGCAUGACCUGAGCUUCCAGCGCACCGUCAACCCAGACGUUGCUGAGCAGCUCGACGAUAAAACGUCGCGCAUUCUCGACCUCUCGACGCGGCUUCUGAACUCGGCCGCUCGAGCCUGUGGUCUAAAACCUCCAAAGCUAGAAGACCCUGAAGAUGUGGACAUGAACUGGCGCAAAGUGGUGGACGUGGUGGACUCUGUUCUGGAAAAGGCAGAUAGGGCCAUCGACGAGUAUACGGGACUGGUCAAACAACGAGAGAAUGGAGACUCCGAUUCCAACUCCAAGGCAAAGCAAACCAAGCCCACCGGCAAAGUCAUCCGCAACGCCAACGUGAAGAAGCCACAGUUGGACUUUGAACUCAAACCGAAUAACUUUCCUGAUGGUCCAUGGAAGCCUCUGUUGACGGAAAAACCACACGCAGAUGUAUCUCUGGAUGACAGCCUUGUCACAUUUGUCGCGGACAAUGGGGCGCCUCAAUACAAGCAUCCAUAUGAAGCAGAGAUAUCAAGUAUGCAGUACCCCGAUCGAGUAUUCCAAAUCCAGGACCCGAUGCCACCUCAACCAGUCGAGUCGACCGCAGCCACAUGGGUUGACACGUACGAGGGCGUUGUCGACAUGCUCCAGGAGUUGAAAAAGGCAAAAGAAAUUGCUGUUGAUUUAGAGCAUCACGAUUUCAGGACAUAUAUUGGCCUCGUAUCCCUGAUGCAAAUCAGCACUAGAGAAAAGGACUGGAUUGUUGAUACUUUGAAGCCUUGGCGACAUAAGCUCCAAGUCCUCAACGAGGUCUUCGCUGACCCAACUAUUGUCAAGGUCUUUCACGGCGCGUACAUGGACAUGGUUUGGCUUCAGCGAGAUCUUGGACUCUACGUCAAUGGACUUUUCGACACAUUUUUCGCAAGCGAAGCUUUACAUUAUUCGAGUAGAAGCUUAGCAUUUCUUCUUUCCAAGUUUGUCAAUUUCGAAGCCGACAAGAGAUAUCAGUUGGCUGAUUGGAGGAUACGACCGCUCCCUGAAGAGAUGAUGUAUUACGCCCGCUCAGAUACCCACUACCUUCUCUACAUCUACGACAAAAUUCGAAACGACCUGGUCCAGUUAUCGGACCGUAGCAACCCUGACAAAGAUCUCAUUAGUAUUGUUCUAGAAAAAUCGCGAGGGCUUUCACUUUCACGCCAUGAGAAUCUUGAGUUCAACGAAGAAACUGGCGAAGGGUCCAGGGGCUGGUACAAUUUCGUCCUGAAGAAUUCGCACUUUGGCUACAAGAGUGAUCAGUUUGCAAUCUUCAGGGCUCUUUGGAAGUGGCGAGACGUGACUGCGCGCACAGAAGACGAGAAUCCCAAUUUCGUACUGGGCACCUCCAACCUGACCGAAAUUGCACGUGCCAACCCUCCGGAUGCCAAGGCCUUCCACAGUCUACUACCGCUUACUGCUCCCCUGGCCCGAUCCAAAGUGAACGAGAUUUGGAGUCAGAUACAAGAGGAAAAGGCAAAGGGGGGACCAACCCUGCUGCAAUUUUUUACUUCCCGAGAUCCAUCAUCACAGCAAAGGGGUGGAAUUCCUAGGGUAACAAAGGCCCAGAGCCAAACCGCCAAAUUAGAAGGAGCUGCUACGGCCACCAAACUACAACGCUCGCAGUUGUUUGGAGAUGUUGCUGUUAGCUCAAGAUGGGAUGAGACAAAGGGAGCCGUUGCCGUACGAGAAGACUACUUCCCUUUCCCUUGGCAACGGUUUGUCGAGGACGCUACCGACUUCGUUGCUGGAACUGAGCCUGUCCAAGAGGUACCCGCUGCAACACAAGAAUCGGCAAAAGCAGCCAUCGUCCCCGCCGCCGAAAAUGAAAAGGACGAGGAAUUUACCUUGCGGAGAGGAAGAAAGAGAAAAUCCGAAGCCAUUGAAAACGAUGAGCCGAUAUCUAGUGAAGUCGAUUCAGCUUCCGAUGGUGACCGCGAGAUGCAAGACGAUGCUAUGGGCGAUGGCGCUGUCAUUGAGAUAGAGGCUGAAGACGUAGUCCCUGGGGCUGCGAAGAGGGCGAAGAAGCUGGAGAAGAAGAGGAAGAGAGAAGAAGCCAAGAUGGCUGAGGAGCAACAACGCUUGGAGCUCCGUACCAAGCGACAAGAGGAGAAGCUCGCCCGUAAAGAGCAGCGGAAGACUCAACAACAGCAUGUGGGCACGGCAGAUCGCGCCACGUACCAAGCUGUUCCUUUCGAUUACAGCAAAGCAGCAUCAGUCCUUCAUGCCAAGAGGGAUGAGGCCAAGGAGUCGACUCAAGAAGACAAGAAGAAGGUGUUUGACCCAUACGCGAAGACAGGUGAUGAUGAGAUUAAACCGGCAAGACGGAUGCCACCAAUUAGGGGCGAGAAGAGUGCUACAUUUAAGAAGUGA
Molecule: messenger RNA, 2466 nt
Organism: Trichoderma virens Gv29-8
Lineage: Eukaryota; Fungi; Ascomycota; Sordariomycetes; Hypocreales; Hypocreaceae
Exons: 5
Coding region: 1-2466 (821 amino acids)
Biological process (GO): nuclear polyadenylation-dependent rRNA catabolic process; nuclear polyadenylation-dependent CUT catabolic process; exonucleolytic trimming to generate mature 3'-end of 5.8S rRNA from tricistronic rRNA transcript (SSU-rRNA, 5.8S rRNA, LSU-rRNA)
Cellular component (GO): nuclear exosome (RNase complex); nucleolus
Molecular function (GO): 3'-5'-RNA exonuclease activity; nucleotide binding; nucleic acid binding
Source: RefSeq, a predicted model, not a curated record